This is a messenger RNA of Xyrichtys novacula (pearly razorfish), 15109 nucleotides long. Lineage: Eukaryota; Metazoa; Chordata; Actinopteri; Labriformes; Labridae. The record is from the annotation of a GenBank genome assembly.
GCAGGCGUAAAAAAAAAGUUGGGUGAUGCUAGCUCCUCCGCUGCUAGUCACCUUUUUACCAGCAAAGAGGGAAGUAACGUCCGAGGGGCUGAAAGAAAACAGCGUGAGAACACUGUCAAAGACUGGAGCUGAUGCCCCGGCGACUUCAGUAAACUCUAUCUGUACUCUUCAUUUGGGAGAAACUAAACGCCGGGGAAAUGACCGCCGAGUGCGCAGAAGUUUGUGUUUAUUGAUGUGAGAGCUAGCUGGUUGGCCCAGUUAGCCUGUUAGCGAGGUAGGUGCGCGGUGUUGUGGCUCUUCAACACCAAUAUUUGGGUAACUAAAGCCAAACCUGACAGAUAAGUUAGGAGGUUUCAAGUUGCUGGUUGUAUCUUGACACUUUCAAAGUUGGGCAGAUGUCGUGACGGCUCGUUGAUUUGGCUUCCUAACUCUUACUGUGGGCCACAAGCUUUGAACCUUGUAAAGUCUAAGAAAACAGCUGAUUUAUAAACUGUGAAAACGGACUUUAAACGUCUGUCCUUUAGACGUUGAUCAGAUCAGCGCCAAGGACGAUCUAAAUCCUUCCCUGUGCACUUCUGCGGGUGAACAACCAGCUCCAUCAGGGUCGCAUCGGACGAGCAGAACCUUUACUAUCAUCGGACUUAAUUCAUCAUCAUCAUCCUCAUCAUCGUCGUCAGUAAUGGCCCCCCUGUCCAGCUAGUACGACGCUUGUAGAUCAGCAGCAGCCCUUUAACUAUGGGAGGAUGUGUGGGGAGAUACUGGGAAGGCUGGGAGGACACACAGAGCAGAGGUUCGUCCAGGAACGGAGGACGAGGAGGUAAGCAGAGACUUUGUUUGGUUUGGAGAUGCCUUAUUGUAUCAUAAAAAUCACAGACCAUUUGUUUUCAUUGAACAUUUAUUCUGAUCCUGCUUUUCUCUUGCACUUUCCCAACAAGUUAAAUACACGCAGCUGUGUAAAAAAGCACCAGAGAUGGUUGAUGCUAGGGCUGAGCGAUAAGACAAUAACGAAAUAUAUUGAAAACAGUUGUUUUCGUUGACGAUGACGUUGACAAAAGUAUUUUGUAAUCAUCAACGAAACAACACUGCAGAACAUAUGUUUAGUGUUUGACUGAUGAAAUGCUCAUGAAUUUUGCAACUCUGUUCGUCAUCCACUGCUAACGUUUUUGUCUAGUCUAGUCUCGUCUCAUCAACGUAAACGCACAUUCGUCUCGUCACAUUUUAGACAUCUAAGACUUAUGUUUAGCUCGUCAACGUCACAUCUUCAUCGUGGAAAAAAAGGGGCAUUGACGAAAUAUUUUCGUCAACGAAAACAACACUGAUCAAAAAUAAAUUUUCCUCGAUAUCAAUAUGAAACAUGGUCGUAAUAUGCUUUUCAACAGUCGGCAUUCUGCCAUGUUUUGGUAGACUAUACGAAUAGCCGAUGAAAAGGGGAGUUGCUCCGAGUCGUGCCGCGCUGAACCAAUCAUGCUGAAUUAGAACCAAGUAGCAAACAACUGCGUAGUAGCAGGUUGCAGCUACACGCAACCAUAGCACUGUAACACGUGAAGCCGAAAAUGAGUGCUACCCCUAUCCUCACUCCGAAGUAUCUCAAGUAACCACCUUGUGAUUGGGUUUCACCUCCUUGCACACCUUUAUUUUUCUAUGCACUGUUUAACUGGCAAACAGAAAUGACUUGGUGCAUAACAGCAUUUAAAAGUCUCAGAAUUUUCUCUAUAAAAAUCUAAUUUAUCAGCACGAUCAGGCCAAAAGUUUACAUCAUUUAGGUGCACUGAAAUGCCAAUGACAUUGUGCAGUGUCUAGGACAAAUAAUGACAACCAUUAAUAAAACAGAGGGACACAGACAGAUACUGCCCUUUUCACGAAUUUUGAUAGCCAGUCUGUAUGACUACUGGUGUCAUAUUCUUAGUUGUAAGCAUAAAUGUAAUGCACUUUCGACUGUUGGCUGCCUGGAUUUAGCUAACUGAUGCAGAGCUUAUGUGUGUGUGUGUGUGUCUGCAGACAGUACACUGGUCAGCUGCUUUUCAUGCUGCUGUGAGAACAUAGUUUUCUGAAAUUGCAAACACAACAUACAGGAUAUGAUGUAACUCCCUAUUGUGUUUCUCUCCCUGCGUGUCUGUGUGUGUGUGUUUUAAGUUUUGCACCUGGAUAUAUUUUGUUAUCUUGGAUUCACUUGACACUGAAAAAUGCACCCCCCACUACACCUCCACUUUCCCGACACUGCACUUUAAUAAAACCUGGCAAUUCUCUCUAUCCAGCAAUUUCAAGCUUCGCACCUAAUCCUAAGUCUUUGAAUCACCACAUCGCUGUUUUAAUAAGUGACCAUGUGGGUUAACAGCAACACUAAUGCUAACACAAAUACGAUACAUUGAUUUCAAAAGUCGUUGAUAUGUUGCCUGUUCUCAUGAGGCUCUUGCGAUCAUGUCCAGAAGUAACUCACCUUCCAAGAGGAUAGCAUUCAUCCAAAGAUAAACAGUGGCUAGCUGCCAUCAUUUGCUCUUUACACUUGUCCUCGAUAGUGACAGAUAGGUUUUAGAUUGCAGCUUCAGCACUCACUAAGAAUUAAUGUUACAUUUACAGCCAGACUAUACUGCACGACCAGGCGCUGCACAGCUGGGCUGGCAAACACUGAAUUUCUGCAUAGUUUCAACAUAAGCCAACAAUGUCAGUGUUAUUUAGUCUGGGUUCUUUUUUAAUAAAAUUUAUGGUGAGACUCAUUGAAAUGUCUAUUUCUCAUUGUAUUAUUAUGGUAUUCACAUUCAUCAAUGUUUUUAUAAACUCACAAAGGAUUGAAAACAAGCAUUGGGCACUUUAGAGAUGGAGGGAAGCCUUGUAGGUCAGUUAUGUAGUCACUUCUACCAGCCAGUUACACAAAUACACUUGAGUUCACUGCAUCACUGUCACGUUAAGUAUUUCCAAAGAAGCAAAGUUCCCUUUUAUGUGACGGUUUAGGAAUCUGUCUGUUUUACAUUUGGAUGCAGGUUCUGUCGUCUUUGUUUCCUGCAUCUCUGCUAAUGGAAAGUUUUUCAGCCUUUUAUGACCGGCAGAAAUCAUCUCUGGUGUAAAUCAGAAAGAUGACAGAACAUUCAAAGACUCGGUCGAGCUUUGUGCAAUAGUUUUAGGAAAGUUAAGGUCAACUUUUUCAGCCUUGGCCUCGUGGAUGCAUUCCAUAAUGAACAUCUGAUAUCUAUUGUCUAAACAGAUUAUAAUCUUCAAAUAACUUGUCUUUCUCUGUAAACUGUCAGUGAUGCCAAGAUUUGGAGUUAAGGCCCUUGCAGCAAAAAAUGUCCAGGUUUUUUUGGCUCUGGCUCGUGGCAGUUCCCCACCCAGAUUCAUAAAACCUCCCAACUACACUAGGGCGCUAUCAAAAGGAACAAGUCCCAUCACGUUCCACUGCAUCACUGACUGACUCCGUAAAUGGGACAGAGUCAACUCUACCUAACACACCCUCAAACAGACAGACAGACAGACAGACAGACAGACAGGUGAAAGCAGCAUGCUCAUGAGGAAUCCUUCCGUUUUCACACACUGCUCUUUUUACAUUGUUUGACCUUUUAUAUUCAACAACAUCUUAACCAUACUCUAACAGCUGACAGUGGAGAGCAACACUAUGCAUAUCAAGCAGCAAAUACACAACAAGAGUCUCAACCUGCAGUGUUUGUGCAACCUGGAAAGUAAGGUUAUGGAGCUGCAACAAUUGUUCCAAGAUUCAACCAAAUGUUCAACACAUGAUUUGGCUUACUAAAAGUGCAUUAACUAAAAAAAAAGCAGCAUUAUGUAUUAAAAUGCAGAGGGAGUGACUUAAUUUGAAGACAAACCAGUGUUACCUUCUGGUCUGGGCAGUUAUUUCCAUUAUAUUCUUAAUGAGCCGUAACUGUAUGGCUCUUCCCUUUCUCAGCACAGUGGUUCUGACUUUUUCUUCAUUAUUAUUUUUUUUAUUAUAUGUUUAGUUGAUUAAUAUCUUAUGAAAGAGGGGCAGACUCUAAGAUUUUUCUUCUUUCUGCUGCUUUUCAUUUACACGAUUUUUCUUUGUUUGUAUUAAAUGUUUUAUACACUAACACAGUGGUUCUCAAGUCCAGUCCUCGAGGCCCACUGUCCUGCAUGUUGGAUGUUUCCCUGCUCCAACACACCUGAUUCAAAUGAUCAGCUCGUUAUCAAGCUCUGUAAUUGCUUAAUAACGAGCUAAUCAUUUGAAUCAGGUGUGUUGGAGCAGGGAAACAUCCAACAUGCAGGACAGUGGGCCUCGAGGACUGGACUUGAGAACCACUGAACUAACGGAGUGAAAUUAAGUAUCAAAAAUAGUGUAGGGACAGUCGACCCCAGUCUGCAAAAUCUGCCCAUCAAAAGUUAUGGCUAAAGGGUCGCAAACAUCAUCUUUCAAAACAGUCCUCACUUUGCCAGUACCAAAUUUUCUGCUUUUCAUGCCAGUUGUGACACGACAAGAAGAGUCUCUGGGUUUGACCUCCUCUAACAUUGACAUAAAGAUAAAAAGGAGGGGUUUUUAACUGUUUACUACACCCCAUAGAGAAAACAGAGUUAUCAGCCCACAAAGAUUAACAGUCGUGUCUUGGAAACAUCGUGUGCCGUCUUAUCAGAAAUCAGCCGCAGGAUAUAUUUCAGUUUUUUUUGCUCACCUGGUUAAAAAGUUUUCAAAAGUAACAUGAUGUACACUACCAGAGACUGCUCUCUUAGAACUACAGCUGCUUUAUCUACUGAAUGGCCAUUUGUGGCGUGAUAAGAUAACCACCAACGAGGAUGAGUCCUCAUGUGCGGGGUUGUGCUCAUGAACCCUGACUCAGUAUGGUCAUGCAUGAUUUCAGCCUGUGUCCGGUUUCAGAGAGCACUUCCCUUUUGUUGAUGGGCUCCAGACAUGUUCCCUGUUGCUCGUUUUUAAAGAGGGACACUGAAAACACCCCAAAUUUAUGGCUUGCCUCAUGUGAGGGGAAUGUUGGAGUCGGUUCAGUGUCUUUGCUGGGCCAACACAGCAUUAUUUGUUGCAGCUGAACAUGCUCUUUCCCAGGAGCAGGUCAUUCUUUAACACCCGCCUUAUGGCUGUAGGGUGUGUUGUUAUGUUUGUGAGUGAUAUAGGAGUCAGAGAAGUCGUGUUGAUGUCUCACCUUAUUAACAGUCAAACCUGCAUAUACAGCAGGCUAUAUAGAAGCCUCAUCACUUGGCACCUGCUUUUAUGAGCCCAGCUGGAGGAAAACACCCUCAUGUUGCUUCAUAUGUCAGAAAUGCAUUGCUUCAUGUGUCUCUGUCCAGUGUUUUCAUAUAACAUACAGAUUCUAAGCUGAUGGCUUUGCUCUGUAUUUUCUUUGCAGAGCUCACUCACUUAUGAUUAAUGUCCUAAGCUAUAAAGCUCGACAUUUCUGUAGAAGUCCUCCUGUCUUGUUCAGUCACUGUGCCACAUUGAGAUAACAAGUCGGUGCUGUCAGUCAGGGGGAGGCAUUGGCACACUGUAACUGAAUUUUCAGGGUCCUUCAAAAGUCUGCCACAAUGACACAACAGCUUUUACAAUUUCACAACAGAAGUGAUUGUGAAAUAGGCACUACAGAGUAGGAAGUUGUGUUCAUGUGUGUGUGUGUAUACAGAGAGGCAAAAGUUUUAAUAAUUAUGUUGAAUUGAUUAAAGAUGUGCAUCAAAUCUCAUGUAAUCUGUUUGCUAUAAUAUACUUUGAACUUUUAAGUGUCCUUGCUGAUGUUUGUUUCAACCUUGAUAGCGAUUAUUGUUCUAAAGUGACAGCAAUGUGCCAUAUUAACUGUUUGUGUUUAUGAGCAGGCUGUAAAAAAUGAAAUCAUGUAGGGCUGGGUGAUAAACCGAAAAUUCAUAAAUACCAAAAUAUGCGACAAAAACUGACGUCAUUUUGCCCAUAUUGGUAUAUUCUGUGUCAAACAAACAAACAAAUAAAAAGAUAAAAGUUGGUUUUAGAUGUGUGAAGGUAGGCUAUGGUCUCAUGUCCCUUUUAAGACGCUGUCCCAAGUCAAAGACGUGACUCCACCCCAUCCAGUCCGUAACAAAGAGGGAAAGACAGGUGAGGAGAUGGAGGACAGUUUAAAAUUUGUAGCGGCUGGAGCAGCAGCUGAUAGGGAUGAGAAGUUUUAAUGAUAGCCUGAAUGAAAUCAAUAAAGGCACACGCUUUUGAAUCUACCCAGUGGUAAGGAAAACUUCGAUUAUUCCGCCUUGUUAUGUACUUUUAACCGCGCUCCUGGCAGGGGUACAUUCUACGGCACAACACCGGUUGAACACCGGUCGUCAGCCGCUGCUGCCCCUUCUCAGCACAGCAUUGAAGGCACAUUUGAUAGUGUGACCAUACGUGUUCUUUUACCUGGACAUGUUCUCUAUUGGGGGGCUUUCCAGGGGAGUUCAUAAAAUGUCUGGAACAUGUAUCCAUUGAUUAUAAAACAGUGCAGCGCAUCAGUGCUCUCUACAGCUCCACCCCUCUGCUCACUUCUAAGCAAAGCCACUGACGCGACGCGCGCAUGCACUCUCUUUGAGAAUUCAGAAUAUACAUUUAACUUAAGAGUUAAAAGUGUGUAAGAACUCUCAACCCGACCACAAAAAGAGAGAAAAAAACCCUCAAAAUUGCACACACAAGUCUGCCCCGUGAAGUGGUGUCCUCUUUUUGGGGAUUCAGAAUAUGUUCACCCUAACAUAUGUCCUGUGUUUACAUAAGCACAAUGCAUGCCAGAAAUGCUGUACAAAUAGCAUUUUUGUUUGAUUAUUUUAGACUCUAACUGAAGGUGGCAUACAUCUGUUUCUGUUAUCAGAGACUCAAUAAAAUUUUAAGUUAACCGGUGAAAACCUGUUUUAAUCGAAGAAAGGCAUUGAUAAGGGAAUCGUUAAAGAAUUGAAUCAAUAAUGGCAUCGAUAAAAUCUUACCAAUUCCCAUCCCUAGCGGCUGAAGUAGAUGAAGUUAAUGUGGGAGGUGGUGAGCAGCUUGUGGAGUAGUUAUCAUCCAUUUAUUGUUAUCGAAGUGAACUGCUCAAUAUACCGUGAUAUUGAUUUGAGGACAUAUCGCCCAGCCCUAAUGUCACGUGAGACAUGGACGGUAUGUAAAUCAAGCAGGACCUUGAUUGAUUUGUGCUGAUUAGCAUCCUCAUGUUGGCUGUUGUAACUGGCUUUGUCUUUACCGAGGCCCACAACUAGGUAGAAGUUACAAGUGUAAAAUCAGCACUGUUGAAUUUGUUAAAUAAGGACGUAGUUGUGUUUUGCUCCACUUGAUCAGCUGUGUCCACACCAUGUCCUGCUCUCUGACUAUCUCUUUCUGACUUACGAUGAUGACAGCAAACCCGAGUAUAUGGAAUCAGUCAUUUUACCUCUAUGUUUUUGCAGAACUUACUUUAAAAUCGGUACAGGUGUAUUUCAAGAGAUUGCAUCACACGUGGUAGAUGCUACAGCAGAGGGGACACGAUGGUAUAUCUUGGAUACUAUCACUGCACUUCAGAUUACCUGUCAUACACACGAGGCCCACACACGACCUGCCCUCAUUUAAACAGGAAGUAUCAUUUUGCCAAGGGGUCAGUGAGUUCACAAUGAACUUGACAAGUACAGUUUUAGCAUGAUUCGUAUCAGAUAGCAACAUUUUCUCUUUUUCCUCACAGAUAACCACCAACACCAGAUUGCUGAUAGAGAUGCUGUCAUUUGUUGCUUUAUUCACAAACUGUUGGGCAUGUGAUUAAAUUGGCAAGUAUUUUAAUAAUUAAUCAAUAGUUUGUACCAAAAGUGCCCAACAUUUAAUUGCCACAGCUUCUUCGGUGUGAUUCAUACCUGGCUGCUGUGUUUCUCAGUGAGUAAUGGUGGUUUUGUUUGUGUGAUUUCAAAGAAUGAUAAUAUUCGACCAGACGUUGCCCUUGAACCCUUUUUCCUACUUCUAUUCUGAUGAAGCCCAUUUACUCUACUUCAGGAUUCCCUCAUCUUCAAGUGCUAAUCCAACACCACCUCCUGUCCUCUAAAUCGCUCCUCUAAGCUCUCGCUCUAUAAAUAAUUAGUUUGGAAGAAAUGUAACCCUUUGGAUAUGCGCUGUCUUCUCUCUCAUACUGCUCUUCAUCUCUAUCAAUGACGGGUAUCUCUGCCUCUCAGGCAUUUUGGUAACAUAAGCUUUGGCUUGUUUGAACCCGUUCACACAAGUAUUUUAGAAUCUUUCCGACAAUGUAGACUGAUGUGGCAGCCCGUAGGCAACUAUUUAGAAAACAAAUCCACUGUUAUUUCACUAGACUUGGGGUGGGGAAUGUUUAUUAAAUCACUGGAUAACACUGAGAAGGUAAAUCGUAGUGUUUAUGUCGGGUAACCACAAGUUUUCGGAUCUAAAUAUUCAAACAUUUUACAUCAAAACGUUGUCCAGAGUUGAUUUUUUCAUCCCAUUGUCUUCAUGUUUGUGACCCUCAUGGCUCCACUAACAUACACGGUCUCCAGGCAGGUAUACCUCGUGUUAAUAUUGAAUGGUGGGAAACACAGGUAAAGUUACACGACAGAUUUAGGCUACACAUGCUUCAUGCAUAUUGCAAACUCUGGAUGACCUCCUAAUUUUAGAUCAGGAUAACAAGACGGACUGGGAUGGGAUUUCUAUGACUCUGGUAAGGGCUCGUGUUUCCCUCUGCUGCCACAUCUGUUCAUAAGAUUUAAGAGAGGUAACAUAAAUAUGAUUCAUACAUGAAAAUUAAGUCUAACUGAACAUUAUUCCUGUACUUAACACACAGUGAUACAACAUCGGGAAUUCAAUCUACUCUGUCAGUGGCACUAAAAAUGCACUAAUAGAUUAGAUUUGACACCUAACUCCCUCCGGUUAUUUCCAGUAUUGGGAAAAUUAAUUGAUGUGUAUAUUUGGGCUGGGCAGUAAACCAAAGAUUUAACGAUACCGAAACUGACGACAAUAGCCAACGUUAUUUUACCCACAUCAGUAUAUUCAGUGUCAAGAAAAUACAUAGAUAAAAGUUGUUUUUGGAUGUGUGUAGGUAGGCUUUGGUCUCAUGUCACUUUUAAGACGCUGUCCUACGUCAGAGACGUGACUCCACCGCAUCGGUUAAAAAUUUGUAGUGGCUGGAGUGGCGACCGAAGUAGACAAAGUUAAUGUGGGAGGUGGUGAGCUGCUUGUGGAGUAGUUAUCAUCCAUUUAUGAUUGAGGUGAAAUGCUCAAUAUAUCGUGAUAUUAAUUUGAGGCCAUAUCGCCCAGCCCUAAUGUAUGUAAAACUUAUAGGAGCUUCCUCAUAUGACUUGAACAUGUUUGUUUGGACCUCAGAGACCUCAUUUGGUGCAGGGAUGAGGAUUUAUUAAAUUGACUACUAGUUUAAAAUUGGAUUGUUAAGUUGGCAUGUUGUUGCACAUCUAUGAUAUCUUAAUAUGAUAUAUCUAUGUAUAUUCAGAAUAUGGUUAAAGUUAUAAUAUAAGGUUCAAAACAGCACAUUUGUCUGUGUGUAUACUUUUUAACUUGACUGACUUCCAGAGGGGAAAAAAAGUUCCCGAACUGUUUGCUGUAUAAGCUAAAUGUUAUAAACUCUGCUUGGUAUAGACUCUUUUCACGUAUCAACGUUCAGUCUGUUAUUAUGGAAAAGUCCAACAACAACUCAGACUUUAAAUGGUUCUUUGGCCUGCAGAGAUGCAGACUUGACUCCGAGGUGUUUUCACUCUCAGUCAGCAGCAUUUUCUCUUUAUUUUCAACUUUUCUUUUUCCUUUGUUGCUGGCUUGUUGCUAGCGUGCCUGUUUCAAAUUAGCGGAGUGACUUUUGAACUGUAAGUAUGAAACAUCUGUCUCUUAGUUGAAAGAAUAACAGAAACUCAUCUCAGGAAUUAGUCUUGACCAUUUAAGUAACAUGCCAACACACACACAGAUGUGGAUUUGCAAAUGUUGAUCAUUUUUAGUGAUUUUGUUAUCCAUUUUGUGACCUUUCCUUUCAUUGCACACUUUGAAGUCCUCAACAUGUAAGGUCACGAUAAAUCAAAGUUGUAGUCCUGUGGAUGAUACUAAUCGAUUAAGUAACAUUAGACACAAAAAGCUGGCUAUACUGGUUGGGUCACAACUUGAAACAUCUGAACUGGAACACAAACAGAUCCUGUUUAAAAGCACAGCUCUUGGUUUCCAGGUACCAGUGACUGUUUGUAUACGAGAUGUUGUGGUCUCUUUCAGCCAGAAGAAACCACAGACUUUUUUUUCCAGUGGGCUGAUUUUCCCUCUCUUAUCCCUCUCAUCGCAGGCCGAAACGAGCCUCUGAAGAAAGAUCGUCCAAAGUGGAAGAGCGACUAUCCGAUGACAGAGGGACAGCUGCGGAGCAAGCGGGACGAGUUCUGGGACACAGCCCCAGCCUUUGAGGGCCGUAAGGAGAUCUGGGACGCCCUGAAAGCUGCAGCUGUAGCUCUGGAGUGCAAUGACCACGAGCUGGCUCAGGCCAUAGUGGAUGGAGCCAGCAUCACACUGCCACAUGGUGAGGACAGAAAACUCCCGUACCAAAGAACCAAACCCAAAUCUAGAAUGCACAAAACAGCCACAGGUCAGGUUAUUUGUUAGUGACUAGAUUUAAAGGCACUUUUCUCUCUUUUUUCUACAUCCUCCCUCUCCAGGGACUCUAGCAGAGUGUUAUGAUGAACUUGGGAACCGUUACCAACUUCCCGUCUACUGCCUGGCUCCACCAGUCAACCUCAUCUCAGAGCGCAGCGACGAGGAUCCAAGUGACAGCCCUGAGCCCCCUGUGGCACCCAAGAAGGAAUUCCAGCUCAAAGUACAGUAGCAAAUCUUCUUUUUUCCUGUACACAGAUAUAUGAGAGCAGUAAUUCAACUCAAGUAUGUCUAUAAUUCAGACAAAUGCGUCAGCUUGUUUUGUUAACUAAAUCACAGACAUGUCAGAGGUCUGACAGCAGAAACUGCAUCUUUGGCAUUCAGGGUCCCCAGCAGAAAUAAUUCCAAGUUGACCUUAAAAACCUUUGAUUUCUUAAAUUCCCCUCAAGUGCUCUUAUCUCAUCAAAAAUGUUGUUUGAUUCUUAAUGUACCAUGGACCAAUGACUUACAAGCUAGAUACUUUCCAUCAGCUCCAGCUGCACUUUGUGUUGAGCUAAAUAGCAAAUGUUGGCAUGUCUAACAAAACUAAAGGGUGAAAACUAUUGGUAUAACGCUUGUUAAACAUCAGUAUGUUGGCACUGUCAUUUUAAGCAUGAUACCAUACUGAAGAUAGCAUCAAGAUGAAAGUAUCAACAGAACAACCUCAAAGGAAAAUUGGCUGCAGUAAUUGUUAGUUAUUCAAGUUGAAAAUAUGAGAUUUCUGUCUGAUCUACAAAAUAUACAAAAUUUUUACAUCACCAUUACCUACUAUUCAUGUAGAACUUGUAGAAUUAAAAGUCAUUCUGACCCAAAGUCCCAACGUAGACCAGGAAACCUGAAGCACAGCACAAAUAGCAUGCAUAGACCCUCUUGUGGGUUUUGGAAACACUGCAUUCAGUGACUCUCUCAACAAAUCACAAAACACCUCAAAACAGCAUCCUUUUGUGAACUCCAGUAGUGGUUACCUGUGACCGUCAGUUAGGAGCAGUGACCGAAGACAAAGAUUUACUCACUCUUUGUAUAAUAUUUUCUUUUCAAAACCUACUUUGGUCGUUUCUGUGUUUGGUAUUGGAUUUACUUAAAGGGAUAUUCCAGUGUAAAAUUAAUUUAGGGUCAAACACACCGUAACACCGAGUUAGACACCCCCUCGGAAGAUGAAUGUUGCCGACCACUUGCUUCUCUAGUUAUACCAAUUCGCCUGAGCUCUCCAUACAAACAAACGGCUGCUGGAAGAGAGUAGGUGAGUUGUGUUGAGUCUCUUUCCUAGUUAAAAGUUAAAAGAUGUUUGGUGGCUAGUACUAUGGCUGGGACCCUAUAUGUUCUGUUGAUGAAGUUAGGUGCUGUUCUGAGCAUUAUUUGUGGCUAUAGAGUGGCGUUUUGGUUGAGGUCUAUUUAUUGCUUCUCAGGCUGCUGUGUAUUGCUAUCGUGCGGUCGUUACUGAAGUUGGUAUAACUAGAGAAGCAAGCUAUCAGCAACAUUCAUCUCUCGAGGGGGUGUCUAACUCGGUGUUACGGUGUGUUUGACCAUAAAUUAAUUUUAUGCUGGAAUAUCCCUUUAACAGAUCAGUUCUAGGUCGAUAAAGGACAUCUGAUUCUCUAAAAUGUGUUCUUUUCUUAAUAUGAACAACAUCUGAUAAAAGUGACUUAAUUGUAGCGAGCUGGAACAUGUUUUUGUUGAUUUUAUUUUUUAGACCAUUUUUUUUUAGGGAUUCUAAAUAUCAAUCAAUCAAUCAAUCAAUCAACUUUAUUUCUAUAGCACAUUUUAAAAUAACCACAAGGGUAGUCAAAGUGCUGUACAUAAAACAAAUAACACAAAGAGCAAGAUAAAGUGAGCAGAAAUACAUUAAUGCAAGGGGAUAAAUAAGUAAAUAAAUAAGCAGGCUCACGGCAGGUGCUAAAAUGAUAAAAAACAAAGUAACACUAAAAAGUAUCAAAAGCCAAGGAGUAAAAGUGUGUUUUUAAAAGGGAUUUAAAAACAGGAAAUGAGGAGGCCUGUCUGAUAUUCAAGGGCAACUCGUUCCAGAGCUUCGGGGCAGCAGCAGCAAACGCUCUGUCCCCUCUGAGCUUCAGCCUUGUAUAUGGGACCGUCAGUAGCAGCUGAAUAUCAUCAAGAUGUGAUUUUUUUGCCAACAUAACACAUCCCUGAUGCUUGUUAACCAUUAGUUUGUUCUUGUUACACAUCAGUCUUUGUAUUCCAUCAGAAUGCCAGUGGCCGGUACUGCAAGAUAAAGUUUGGAUUAUAACCCAAAGUCACAUUUUGCAUUCGACUACAGUCAGUGUUUUACGAAUAUCUCUUUUCCUUUUUAAGGUGCGGCUCUCUACAGGCAAAGACCUGCGCCUCAGCGCCAGCAUGGCUGACACCAUCGGGCAGCUGAAGAAGCAGCUCCAGGCUCAGGAAGACCUCGAUGCCACCCACCAGCGCUGGUUCUUCUCUGGGAAGCUCCUGACCGACAAGACGCGGCUGCAGGACACUAAAAUCCAGAAGGACUUUGUCAUCCAGGUCAUCGUCAACCCACAAGCCCUCCAAACCCCCAAGCCAUCACCCGUCACCACCCCUGCCUCCUCGCCUGUCUCUGAAUAGUUGAGGAUACAGAGAACGGAUGGACAGUGGUGGUGUAGUGGGCUGCAGACAGAAAGACCAGAGGUGCCUCCAAGUGCUGGAUAACUUUUUUUUCAAAGAGCUACUGUUAUUGAAAUCAAAUCAAACUGCAAAGGUACGAAACUUAUGUGGAACAAAAACAUGAGGGAGAAACUUAGAAGUGCUGCUUUCUUUCAUCUACCACAUGUUGUUGUUUCUGUGAGUCUGCUGGGUCUGAUCUGUCGGUGAAUCCAGGCAGCCGCCACACUAACUGUGAAGAUAGCCGUCCUCUUGUCUUUUUUCAACCAUCUCCAACAGAAGCAGAAGUUACCGCGAAGGUGUGCAGCCACAUUCACAGUGUGCACAUCAUGCCGCACUGCAGACUCUGCCUCUGAACCUGUGUCUGCACUGAUGCCAACAAAGUGCCAAUGGAAGUUAAUGCAGAGGUGUCUGUUAUGGUUAAGAAGCACAUUACUGCUACGACGCCCGUUCACUCUGCACUGCGAUCCUUUUCUCCACAGACACAGGAGAGGAGUGCAGAGAGUGAGAUAUGGAACUGUUUUCUUCUCUCCUUUUAUCGAGGAAAUAUUGUAAACUGAGCUUUUUUGCACAUUUGAAUAUGACUAUACUUUUGUGGUAGUUUGUGUGCCUUCUACAAGACAAAAAAUAAAAAGGGUUAAUGUCCUGAGAGAUGCUAGUUUUACUGCUAGGCUAAGACUUCUGUAUUUUUUUCAGGAACUUUUAGAUCAAUCCGAGCUGUUAUUGCUGCCUUUUUUUAAUGACUUCAAGAAUCCGAGGUGAGGAAAUAUUUCUUGUGAGGAUGCCUGGGCAUGUGUGUUGUGUGUGUGCGUGUGUAUGUGUGUGUAUGUGGGCUUAAGGAAUAUAUAUCUGGCCUCUCUGAUACAUUUCAGUUUGACGUAGCUUACAAAGACACGACUGUUUCUUUAGCGUAGAAGUCAUAGCUGUGCAUUCAAUCAUAUCAUAAUCUCUAGGGAAAUGCAAAAAUAAUGCAAUUUAAACUGCGUUAUUGACCACUUAAUGAUGACCACUAGGGGGCAGCAACACAACCCUGAUAGAGUUGUCCUUUUUUCCACUUCCACUCGCUGAAUGUAGAUCCAGCAUUCAUUCACUCACAUUUUAUGUUCGACUUUCUACACCAGCAGACAGCUGCAUGUUUUUAUAUACGGCUUUGAUAGGAGCAGCUUGAUGUCAGGGGUGGUGAAUGGAAAAAACUGAGCUGAGAGCUGCAACAGUAGCAGGAUCAGGUCUUGAUUCUCAGUGGAAUACAGGCAGCAGCCCUUCACCUGCUGACGCCUACUUGGGAUAUAUAAAUGUCUUCUGUGGGAGAGGUGCAUCAAGGGAAAUGUAGGAGCCAUUAUUUGCUGUUUUCCUUAAAUAAGGGAUUGAAAGUCAAGUUUUUCUUGGCGUUUUAAGGGUCUAAUUCACUCAUUCUUAUUUUAAUCUGUUUGUUACAAGUUCUCCAACUUCUUACAAAAGAAAUUGAAGAUCUCUGGAGUGUCUCUUUAUUAUCCGUGUCAGUCAAAAUUCUAGAGUUAACUCUUGAUUAGAGAGCAGGAAAUAAAGACAUAGUGGAUUAGUAGCAGGUAAACAAAUGACCUUUAUUUUUACAGACCUUAAGAUUAAAGGUACAGUGUGUGUAGAAAUGUGAAUAUCCAGUCAGGUGAUCGCAGUCAAAUCUAAGCAUACCUGUGAAUAUUAUGCUCCAUUUCUAUUAGUCUGUUCUGCUUGAUGCUAGAUACUAACGCCAUUUUUAACAGUUCUCAGGUGAAUUCCGUGUGCAGGAGAAAGGCUCAGCUAAAUGAUAUAUAACUGAAUUUAAUUAAAGCGUUACCUUUCACAAGUCAAGAAUCAUGUCUUUGUGCGCAGUUUUGCAAAUAUCCCAGUCCGCCCCUGAACAAUGGUAGCAUUCUUGUUCUGUAAAGCAGUACAACUGCAGUGACUCUCAGACAUCCUUUAAAGCAGUGGUUCUCAAGUCCAGUCCUCGAGCCC